AACCCACUGAAUCAAUCACUAAACCACACAGUCAUUCCUCCGUAGUCCCAGAGCAAUAAACUCCAGAAAUUCAGAGCAGAACGCAGUAAGUUUAACUGCAAUUUCCAAGCAAAAUGUUCCCUACAAUUUUCUAAAUCUUAAAUCAGCUCAAUUCAAGGCUGAUGAACUUGUAAAUUCCAAUUUCCGACUAAAGCGAUAAAUUCUAUAGCACCAGCAUAAACAACCAAAAUGAAAGUAAGAAGCAGCCCAUCAAUGGCUGACACGGCUGCCGCAACCACCACCACAACCAACACCUUCGCUACCGCCACCAACGCCAAAGACAUCGAGAAGCUUUGAAGCAGACCCGACACCGAAAGCACCUUCAAUUCUUUUUUGUUCGUGUUCACUCACCUCAAACAACCCCAAAAAAUUUCGCAUAAACACAACUUUUGCAAGAAAAAUCUGGAAUUUUCUCCAUGCAAGAAAAAGUUAGUGUUUGUAACUGGAGAUGGAGCAAGGAAGAAGGUGAUAUUUUUUGUAAUUAUAAUGUGGUUUCAUUGGUUGGUUUAAUUGUAUCCUGGCCGGCAUAUUAGCACCUAAUUGGUUGGUUUCAUUAUUCAAGAAUUGAUUUUAGCGUAUGCUACUUCGCUCACAUUCGAGCCGACACUAUCAAUGGCGUUGCGGACAUUUGCUAGGAAUACGCGCUCUAGGCUUUUGCCUCUGCUCUCUUCCACUUCUCGUCUGCAUUCUCAUGCUACUAGCUUCGGUUUCAAGGAGGUGCCUGAGGAGGAGAAAAGUCAGAUGGUUGGAAAUGUCUUUACAAGUGUUGCAUCAAACUAUGAUUUAAUGAAUGACUUAAUGAGUGCUGGCCUACAUCGGUUAUGGAAGGAUAGAUUGGUAGAAGAAUUGAAUCCAUUCCCUGGAAUGAAGCAUCUUGAUGUGGCUGGUGGGACAGGUGAUGUUGCUUUCAGGGUUCUGGAAUCAAUUAAGCGCAGAUCAUUGCAAGGUGUAUCUGAAGAUUAUCUACAGGAAGAAACUAAUAUAUAUGUUUGUGAUAUCAACCCAAAUAUGUUAGAUGUUGGUAAAAAGAGGGCUUUGGAAAGAGGUCUUAAAGAAGAUAGGUCUCUAGUAUGGGUGGAAGGAGAUGCAGAAGCAUUGAAGUUUGAAGAUAAUUCAAUGGACGGAUACACUAUUGCAUUUGGGAUCAGAAAUGUCACCCACAUAGAGAAAACUCUAGCAGAAGCAUAUAGGGUACUCAAACGUGGAGGGCGAUUUCUUUGUCUUGAAUUGAGCCACGUAGAAGCUCCUUUUUUCAAGCAAUUGUACGAUCACUACUCAUUUUCCGUCAUUCCAUCUGUUGGAGAGCUAGUUACAGGAGAUAGAGAGUCUUACAAAUAUCUGGUUGAAAGUAUUCGUCGCUUCCCUUCCCAGGACAAAUUUGCAUCAAUGAUAGCAGAAGCAGGUUUUCAGAAGGUAGAAUAUGAGAAUUUAGUUGGCGGAGUGGUUGCCAUCCAUUCAGGGAUGAAAAUCUAGGCUGGUAACAAUGCAGUUCGAAAUAACUUUGGCGCGUAGUAGAGAAUCCAGAACCCAAAAUUGCACUAAAUACUAUACUUGAAGGCCAGAGGCCCGAAGCCAUGCUUCAGAGCUUCUGUUAAACAUACCAGGUGGAAGGAGCAUCAAGGUGAGACAGAAAAAUUACCGCAAUGGAGCUCAUUAGAAAAUUGACUACGAGACCAGUCUGCUUAAUAAUGUUGCAGUUGCCAAAGUUCUAUCUUUUUUUUUAUCAGAAUUUGAACCCUUUUUCAAGCACAGUAGCUGAUUGUUCUUCUGUUUGAGCUUAAGUUAAUGGAUCCUACAAUGAUGACGACUUGCUAACCCUCAAAAAAUAAAAAUAAAAGAUGACGUCUUACCAACCUUAAUUAAAUAAAAUAAAGUGAUGAUAUUAUUGCAUAAUCUGUGUGCUAUAUUGCUCAUAUAAUGUAAGUUGUAAUACUAAAUAUUAGUCAACAUGACUUUCAAGUCCUUCACAUCA
This is a messenger RNA of Beta vulgaris subsp. vulgaris (sugar beet), 2011 nucleotides long. Its product is annotated as 2-methoxy-6-polyprenyl-1,4-benzoquinol methylase, mitochondrial. The transcript has 9 exons. The record is from RefSeq and is a predicted model, not a curated record. Bases 652 to 1512 code for a protein of 286 amino acids. Gene Ontology annotation, molecular function: methyltransferase activity. Gene Ontology annotation, biological process: ubiquinone biosynthetic process. Gene Ontology annotation, cellular component: mitochondrion. Lineage: Eukaryota; Viridiplantae; Streptophyta; Magnoliopsida; Caryophyllales; Amaranthaceae.